CAAGAUGGCGGUGUAGUUGGAGACGUAUUUUUGCCAGCUCGGCAGCUAUGAUAACUAAAAUAAUUAUGUUUCGAUGAACGUAAAGUUAUGAUUUUUUCGAUAUAAGCAUGAAAUUUUGAGGAAUAGUUUUAUAUUUGAAAGAAAGAUUAGAAGUUAAGAUGGCCGAUAUAGAUCUGGAAAUGGCUGAACAGCAAAAGCUCAUUGAGCAUCUUAAGAUCAUGAUCAGAGAGAGAGAAGAAUCUCUACAGAAAAAAGAUGCUGAACUUAAAGAGUCCACUGCUAAAAUGUCUAAAAUGAAAUUGCAAGCCAAGGCUCAAGUAACAAAAUUAACACAUCAACUAGAAGAUGCAAAGAAAGGAAUGACACCAGAAGUAGAAGCAAGUUCCAAAUCUAAAUCUGGCCAAGAAGUUGUAGAGAGUACAAGUCAGAUAGAUAGAGGCAAAACGAAAUUGUUACAAAAGAAACUGGAAGAAAAAGAUAAAAUCAUUGCAGACAAAGAUGAAAUUAUUAAAGUUCGUGAAUCCCAAAUUGAGUCAAAGGAAAAUAUUUUAGUUGAAAGAGAAACCAUCCUUCUUGAUCUUAAAGAACAAUUAGAACAGAAAACCAGUGCAAUGGAAAAAUUACAAUCAUCGGGUCAAGGAGAUUCUGGUAUAAAUGAAAUGUAUGCUCAGAUUGUAUAUAAAGAUAAAAAAUUACUUGAAUUAAACAAUAAGAUAUUAGAAAUGGAUCGGCAAGUAAUGGAUCUUCAAGAAUAUGUUUGUGAAAAAAAUGAAGUUAUUAGAGGAAGAGAUAAAGUUAUUGAAAUCCUUCAGACUUCUUUAAAAGACAAGGACCAAAAUAUACAUGACCAAGCUAUGUUAAUAGCAAAACUUACAGCUAAAGUUGAAAAUAGUGAAGAGAAUAUAAGUUUACUAACAGAACAGCUUCAAAAAAAAGAUCACGAUCUAAAAGUAGAAACUGAAAGAUUCAGUUUGAAACUUUCAGAAUCGCACAAAUAUUUCGAAGAAACUCUUAAUGAGAGAGAAACUGAACUUAAAAGACUUCAGAAUAGUAUUACAUCUAAAGAUAAAGAUCUGUUAAUGAGUCAGAAUGAUUUACGAGAAAUCAUCAACAGACAUGAGCAUGAUAUUCAAUCCAUCAUGAACAAGGGUACUGUCAAUAUUGAAGACACUGUCAUGAAAAUGAUGGAACAAAAGAUUAAAGACAGCAAUGAAGUUUUAGAAGGCAAAAUUAAAGUAGUGGAGAUCAUGCAGUCUGAAAUGGUCAGCAAAGAUCAAGAACUAAUUCAAAAUCGCAAAACAUUGAGGACACUGAAAGAUAAACUGCAAGUGACUUCUGAACAGCUUAUGUUGUUACAGGCCAAUUUCGUUGACAUGGAAACUCAGUGGAAAGAUGAAAAAACUAAGUUAGAAACUAAAGUGAAAACAUUGGUUGAGAAACAUGAAACUGAGUUAAGUGAAAAAGAUCUCCAAAUGCAAACAUUCCAAAUGUCCUUGACUCAAUAUGAAACUGCCUAUGCACAAGCCUCUGUUCAAUAUAGUGCCUUGCAAGAGCGCUAUCAACAAGCUUACAAUGAACUUAAAAAGUCACAAGAAGGUAAACCGCCAUCUAGUCAACCAUUUUUACCUUCUUCAUCAUCAGCCGAAACUGAUGAGCUAUGUAAAAUUGUGGAUCUUCUGAAAGCUGAAAUAGCACAAAAAACAGAAGAAAUAGAAUCUCUGAAGAAGGCAUCUUCUGAAGAGAGUAAUACACCUAGUAAAUCUGAUAAAUCUGAAACUAAGAUGUUAAAGAUGAAAGCCCAAUUGACAUCAAAAAUAAAACACCUUGAAAAGGAACUUUUAGGGCUUAGACAGGGAAGUAAUCUUGCAGAUGAAAUUGUUACUUUAAAGAAUCAGUUGGUUGAGUUAGAAGAUGAAAAGGGUAACUUACAGUUAAAACUUGUUGACUUUGAAGAACAGAAGACUUUACAAGUUCAACUUGAAAGUCAGAUAAAAGACCUUGAGAGUGAAAAAGAAACUUUAAAUGUAAAUAUAUCCGAACUGACAUCUAGUCUUCAAGCUGCUAAUGAUGAAAGGGAAAAACUUAGUCAGAUUGUAACAGAUUUACAAGAUAAUGUUGAUCAGAAUCAGGUUGAACAUGAUAAUAAACAGACUCAAAUAGUUGAACAUUUGACUCGACAAGUCUAUGAUUUACAAUUGAUAUGUAAGAAUCUGGAAGUUGAGAAUGAACAAGUAAAAUCACGCUGUAUAGACCUAGAAAAACAAACAGAAGAAAGUGAAAUAUACAAGAAUCAAACCGAAUCUGAUCUAAUUUCUAUGAAAGUGAAAAUAGCUAAUUUUGAAUCAACUGUAACAAAUCUUCAAGAUUCUGUCAGUGAACAGACUGAGAAAAUUUCAUGUCUGGAAGCUGAAAAAGUUUCGUUGCAAGUAAAGAUGGUGGAAACAGAAGAACUGAGAGAAGCAACAGAAAAAGACAAAGAGGAACUGAAUGAUGAAAUUAAAAGGCUUAAAGAAAAGAUAGAAUAUGAAAUGCAGCCUAAUAUAGCUUUUGAAAAAGAAAAUGAAGAAUUACAGCAAAAGAUACAAGAACUACAGCAAAAAUUAUGCCUGUCCACUGACAACGAAGAACUUCAAAAAGAGAAAAUACUUAGUCUAAAUGCCGAUUUAGAAGACAUUACAAUUAAACAAGAUGAUCUUAUCAAAGAUCUGGAAACCAAAUCACAGGAGUUACGAUUAGCUGCUGAAACUAAGUCUCUGAUUGACCAAGAACUGGGCACAACCAAACAGAAACAAGAAAUUCUUGACCAACAGCUAAAGAAUUACCAAGCUGAACUUCAAGCUGCCAGGAAGGAAUGUGAAGAACAACGACAGCAGUAUGAAUUGGUUGAGCAAAAUUUAAAAUCCGAAAAAGACAAUUUACACAUAGAAAUUAAAGAUAUACUUGGCAAGAAUGAAGUUUUAGAUGGAGAUGUUCACUUCCAUUCUCAAGAUGCUGACCAGAAACAAUUGAAAAUAAAGGAAUUACAAAAUAUAAUUACCACAAAAGAUGAGGAAAUAGAACAUUUUCAAAUUUCAUUAAAAGAAAAAUCAAACUCUAUCACAGAACUAGAUCUCCUUGUGAAAAAAUUAUCCAGAGAUUUAGAUAUUGCUAAAGAGGGUCAAAGUGAAAAAGGUGCUGAGUUUGAACAGAAAUCCCAAUCCUUAGUAUCACAGAUAUCUGAGCUAGAGUCUGAGUUAGUCAAUCAACAAAAGUCUUAUUUAGGUUUACAAGAGGAUUUAACUAAACUACAAUCCGAGCUUCAGUCAACCAAAUCUGAGUCUCAAAAUUUCAAAUUAUUAUCUAGUGAAAAAGACAAUGAAAUUUCCUCUUUGAAGUUACAGCUUGAAAUUCUUUCGGAUCAUGAAAAAUCCACACUUGACCAAAUGAAAAAUGAAAAAGACAAUCAACAGCAAAUAGAAAAUGAAAACACCAGGUUGAAGUCAGAAAUCAAACGACUUGAAUCUGAACUUAAUGAGUCACAAAAUCUUAGUGUAAAUUUAAGUGCAAAAUGUGAUGAAUUAACUCAUUUGUGUGAAACUCAAAAUAAAACUGUAACUGAAUUAACUAAUGAAUUAUCUGGGGUUAAAAGUGUAUGUAGUGAUAGUGAAAGUGCCCUUCACGACUUAAAACUGAAAUUGGAGGAAUACAAACUUUCUGUGAAAAAUAAGGAAACUGAAAUCAUAUCAGUUUCUAAAAAUCAUCUUUCAGAAACCACACAGUUGCAAUCUCAAAACGAAUCAUUACAAAUUGACUUUUCUAACCUCCAAAGACAAUUUGAUAGUGAAGUGAGGGACUUAAAUAUUCAGCUUAGUGAAAAAGAGCAAAUCUUAAAUCAGUUAUCAGCUUCUGUGGACUCUGAAUCUUCAGUGACUAAAACUUUACUGGAAGAAAAAGAUUCUAAAAUCCAAACACUAUCUGAAGAACUUAAACAAGGAUGUGUGUACAGCGACUCUCUUUCCCAAAGUGUUGAAAAAUUGGAAGCUGUUAUUUCAUCUAGUCAGACUGAUCUACGUGAAAAGUCAGAUUUGUGUUCAGAAAAGGACAGUCAAAUUCUGAUUCUUAAUGCAGAUAUCCAAGAGUCUAUGUUGAAAAUAUCAAACCAGGAAUCAUUAAUUCAGAAGAUCAUCGAUGAAAAAUCACAGGCUAUUAACAAGCUCAGCCUCAUGGAACAGCACUUAGAGGAGAAAACUGUAAAGGUGAGACAACUGACUGACUCUAACACUCUUCUUUUACAGCAGUGUGAUGAAUUAAAUAUUAAAGUAACUGAUUUAGAAAAUAUAAUAAGUGUGAGUAAAAGUGACAUUCUAGUCUCUAAAGAAAAAAUUAGUGAAUUAAACAUUGAAAUUUUGAAUUUAACAGAACAUAUAAAUUCCAAAGAAAUUACAUUAACAAGUGCUAAGAAACAAUUGGAUUUAGGGCAGAAAGAACUUUCUGAUUUAAGUCAAAAUUUUGAAAGGUCAUCACAAGAAAACCAGAAACUUUGUGUUGAGUUAUCAGUUAAUCAAGACACCAUACACAAACUUAACAUGCAAAUAGACACUCAGAAUUACGAACUUUGUGAAAUGAAAAAUAAGUGUGAGAAUCUUAUUAGUCAGAAUGCUAGUUUGAAAGAAGGGAAUAUGUCCAGUAAGAAUGAAUGUUCCAUGUUGCAUGAGAAACUAAGUAAACUCAAUACAGUCUGUAUUCAGAAGCAUGAAGAAAUUUCCUCUCUCAAUGCAAGUCUACAGAGCAUGUCUUUAUUUAUAGAGAAACAAAACUCAGACUCUAGUAAUCAGAUACAAACUCUAAAAGAACAGUUGCAUGAUUUCAACUCAAUAAUUUCUAACAAAACCACAGAGAAUGAAACACUCAUACAAAAAGUGGAAACUGUUAAGGAAGAAUAUAAAACCUUGCAUGAAAGCUAUCUUAACCUUGAAUGUGAAAUGAAAGAUAUGAAGUCUGUGCAUGAAACAAUGACAGAAAAGUUGGGAACAAUAUCAGUUGAAUAUGAAAAUCUUGAAUCCCUAUUCAGUGAACAAGAAAACAAGCUAAUUAAAAAAGACAGUUGUAUUAAACAGAUGGAAAAAGAUAAUGGGGAACAAAUUGAGUGGCUGAAAUCCAUGUUAACUGAUCAAGAUAAUAAAAAAAAAGAACUAGAAGCUUCUAUCAUAGAUAAAGAUGAAGCAAUAAAGCAAUUACAAUUCAAAAUUGAUGUUGGUGGAAAUUCUUUUCAGGAACUUAAAAAGAAGCUAGUUUUUAAGGCUGAAGAAGUUACUCAACUACAAUCUGAUCUCACCAUCACAAAAACUGAAUGCAGUCAAUUAGAAUCCACCAUUAGUGAAAGCAAAUGUAAGAUUGAUGAACUCCUUUCCCAAUUCAAUGAUAAAGAACACCAAUUCCAGGCCCUUUGUACUAAAAACAAUGAAAUGGUCGGUGAGAUUAGUAAAAUUACUAACAAAGUUACUGUUAAAAACAGGAAUAUCCAGCAUUUGCAAUCUGAAAUUAGUUCUAAAUCAUAUGAAAUCCAGCAGUUGCUGUCCCAAGUUAACAAUAAGGAUAAAGCUAUCAGCCACUUAGAAUCUCAGAUUAAUGAUAAAGAUAAUUAUGUCAGACAGUUAGAAUCCAAUGUUAGUGACCAGAACAAUAACUUCAAAAAAUUGCAGGCCCAAAUUCAUGAUAAAGAUUGUGAUAUCCAGCUUUUGCAUUCUCAAAUCAGUAAUAAGGCAAAUGAGAUCCAGAAAGUUAUCUCCGAAAUAAUUAGUAAAGACUGUGAUAUUAAGCAAUUGCAGUCACAAAAUAGUGAAAGUAACAAUGAAAUACAACAGCUGGAAUCUAGGAUUAGUGACAAGAACAAUGAGAUACAACAACUGCAGUCACAAGUUAGUAACAAGAACAGUGAGUUACAGCAGCUUGAAUCUCGAGUUAGUGAUAUAAAAGACACUAUACAACAUCUGGAAACUCAGGUUAGUGAUAAGAAUAAUGAGAUACAACAACUGGAUACCCAAGUUGGCGUGAAAAGCAACAAGAUACACCAACUGGAAUCCCAGGUUAGUGAUAGAGGUUAUGAACUGGAACAUCUUCAACAGUUAGUUACACAAUACAGUAGUGACUUCAGUCGUCUACAAUCAGAGCUUCAGAUAUCAGAGACCAGUUUGAAAGUUGCAGUAAAAGAAAAUGAUAUCCAUUUAGAGGAACUGAAGUCACUUCAAAAUACAAUUUCACUUAAAGAUGAAGAACUACAGAAGUUAAAUGCUGAUUUAUCUCUGAAGAAUGAAGAAUUCAACAGUGAAAUAAGUAGGAAAGAUAUUUCCCUCAGUGAAGUAAAGACUGAAAUGGAGAAUGUAGUUACUGAACAAAAUAAACAGAUAGAUGAUUUGAAGAGUUAUUACAAUGAUUCUACAAAAAAAAUGCAAAGCUUAGAGAAAUAUCUGCAGUCAAAGGAUCUUGAAGUGUCAGAACUAAAAAAUGCAGCACAAAUAAAUGCUAAUCAGAUAGUUUUGCUCUCUGAAGAAUUGAUCUCAAUUAAUCUAUGUAAGGAUAGCUUCUCUAGUCAGCUAAAUGUUUUAGAUACAGCUUUGAAAAUCAAAGAAUUGGCUCUCUCAUCUGCAAUGAAAAAAUAUGACUCACUGGUAUCAGAAAAAUGGAAUAUUUUAGCUAAGCAUGAAGAAGAUAUAGACUUAUUUAAAACCAGACUUGAGGAAUCCCAAAAUGCUAACCAAAAAAUUGAAAAGGCAUUGGAAACAAUGACCAGUUUAAAGGAUAAAUUAUUACUAGAAGUAUCAGCUUUAGAAGAUACCUUACGCCAAAAAGACAAGGCAGUUAAAACUCUAUCUGAAAGUGUGAGCUGUUUGGAACAGGAGAAAAUCAUUAUGAUGCAAAAUAGCCAAAUUAAGGCAGACGAAUUAAUAUCAGAGAAACAAGAAGUAUUGCUAAUGAAAGAAAAAACACAGAAACUUGAAGUGUCACUUGAUAAUACUGAAACAGAAAAGACAUUCCUUGUCCAGAAUCUUCAACAGGCAAUAUCUGAAUUACAUGAAGAGAGAGCAGCUCUUCAAACAGAACUGCACUAUUCCAAGGAGAUUAACAAGGAAUUAGAUCUCCAGAUUGUGAUAUUAACAGCAGAAAUGGACAAUAAAGCAAUAACAUUGGAACAGUUUUCCUCACAGACUGAAAUUCACCUUGUAGAAAAGACAAAUCUUAAAGAUUCCUUGAAGAAAACGAAAAUCAACAUAUCAAGUUUGAAAGAACAGUAUCAAACACUCUUUCAAGAGAAACAAAAAAUGAAAGAUGAUUUCAACAAAAUAUUGGAAGCAGAUCAAGAAAGAAUUAAAACUGAUGAAGAGAAAUUGAUUACAAUGGAGCAACAGUUAAUUGAAAGUCUCAGUAAAACAACAGAAUAUAAAAAUAACAUUGAAACUCUUAAUUCCAAUACCUUACAACUCUCCUCUAAAAAUAUAGCUCUGCAACAAAAGUUAGAGAAUCUUAAUGAAGAAUUUAAUAAAGAAUUGAUGUCUAAAACUACAGAAUCAGAAGUGUUGCAGAGCACAAAACAAAAUUUUGAACAUGCAAAGGUCAGAAUUGAUGAUCUAAUGAAGGAUAUUCUUUCGAAAGAUAUGGAAAUCAUUGAUCUUACAGAAACUUUAGUCAAUAGCCAACAAACAACAGCAGAUCUUCAGGAGCAGUUGGACAAAUCUAAUGAAACAUUGAAGGAGACUCUGAAAAUGUUAGAAGCAACAGAAUCCAAACUUGGAGAGAAAUUAAAUGAAAUCCUUCAACUUAACGAUAUCAUAAAUCUAAAAGCUAGGGAGUUAGCUGAAUACUCUGAAGCAUUUGAGAAAUCGGUAAUUGACCAUACAUCUGAAAUUGAUGUUUUAACAGCAAAAUUAACUACAACAGAGGCAUGUCUUGAGAAAAAUACUAUAACCUAUGAAGAAGAAAUAGAAAGUUUUAGUCAUAAGCUAACCAAAAUGGCUACAGAAAGUGAAUUCAUUCAAAUCAAUGAGCGACAAAACUUUGAAGAAAAUAUUACCAAAGUUCAGAACGAAAACCAGAAAUUCCAAGAAUCUUUAGAUGAAUUACAAAAAAAUUGUGAUUCACUAAUUGAACAAAUUGGUAGUAAGGAUGAGCAGAUUAUGCUACUGUCUUUGCAAUUAGAAGAAAGGCAACAAAUUGUAGUGAAGCUUGAUGAGGACAAAUGUACGUUAUCGGAAGAAUUGACAGAAGUAAAGAAGUAUUUAGAGGAAGAAAGACAAACCACUGAAUCACUGAGCAUUAGAAUAUCACAACUUUCCAAAAGCAUUGAAGAAACACAAAAACAAUGCAAACAGCAGAGCCUCUCUUUAAGUGGAAAUGAAAAGGAUCUAGCAAGCAUACAUUCUGAACUAACUCAGAAGGAAGCUUCCAUACAAGAAAAAUGCACCAUCAUUGCAGAUAAGCAGACUCUCAUAAACAGAUUAACAGAGAAAUUGCAGAGCUUUACAGAUAACAAAACUAAGUUAUCGUCAGAACUUGACAUUGCAAAUGAACUGAUUACAGAAAAACAAAAGCAGUUUAAUGAACAGACUCUCCUUUUAAAUGAAACUCAACAAGAUCUAACAAAAGUUCAGCUGGAUUUAACCAAAAAGCAAAACACCAAUGACGAAAACUGUAAGAUUAUUAAUGGUAUGCACAUUACGAUUGCAAAUUUAACAGAAAAACUUCAAACCACAAAAGAUGAUCUUAUAACAGAAGUUGAUGAAAUAAGGAAGAAAUAUCAAGAUCUUAGAGAACUCUGUGAUGGCAUUGAAGAGGUGAAAGCUGGCCUCGAAAACUAUGUCAAAUCUCUUCAAGCUGAUGUAGACUCUUUAAACAUCAAGUUGAAUGAAGAAAAGAAACUCCAUAAUGACACAAAAACUGCUUGUGAAGAAAACCAAACUACCAUAUGCACACAGGAAAACCAAAUCAGCCAGAAACAGAAAUUGUUUGAAAACUUGAAAGAAGAUUUGAUGAAGUUAAACAUCAUCAUUAAAGAUAAUAACCACCGAAAUUUACUGUUAGAAGAAUUGUUAUUAAAGAAAACAGAGGAACUUCAGGAGUUUUCAAAAAAAUAUGAUGAUAUGGAUGCUGAGUUCCGAAGGGAGAUUGAAGAAUUGCUGAUAAAUGAAAGAACAAGGAAUGGGAUUUUAUUAUCAGAAUUGGAUGAUGUAAAAGAGAAGAACUAUUCACUUUUGAACAAUAUUUUCAAGAUGGAUCGUGAAAGACAGAAAUUGAAGAUUGAUGUAAGCAGUAAAACCUUAAAAAUAAGUGAAAUGGCAGAUGACGAACAAAAGUUACAGAUACUGAUUGAAGAAUUAAAAAAUGAUGUAAAACUGAAAAUGGAGCUCCUUGAAAAUGCAAAUGAACUUCACGUACAGGAAGAACAUGACCUGUUAAGUCUUCAGUUAGAUUUUGAAAAGGUAACUACUGAAAAGUUGGAGAUUUCUUCCAAAGUUGAAUUGUUGAUGACAGAUCUUAAGGCUACAAAGGAAGAACAUUCCAAAACUAAGGAUACUUUAUCUGACAAUAUUGAACAUCAGACGACUCUGCAGUUGCAGUUAAAAGAUAAGACCAUAGAAGUUAACCAAUUAAAAGAUAAGUAUAUAUCUAAAGAAGUAGAAAUCCAGUCUCUGAGAAAAUCAGUUGAAAAAAUUCAGCAUGAUGGCGAGGAAAAGAUAGCAGAUAUGAAACAAAGAAUAACGGGUUUAGAGGCAAGAAAUAUUGAUUUACAAAAACAAAUUGAAGAUGCUUUUAUUCAAGUAGAAGUAAUUUCUGAGAUCAACAAUAAGUCAGAAAUACAGAUUCAUUCACUUAAAUCAAAAAAUUGUGAUCUAGUUGAAUCACUGAAUUCUGCUGAAAUAGAAUGCAACAACCUAAAGUCAGAAAUAAAUACCAAAGAGAAAUCAUUAUAUUCUAUAACUCUUCAAAUCAAUGAAUUCCAAAGGGAACAGAAUCAACUUCAAACCAGUAUAUCUAAGAAAGAGAAAGAAGAAGAAGAAGCUUCUGCCACACUUGAAAAGUCUCUUGAAGAAAAGGAAACCAUCAUUAAAACCUUAAAAGACCAAAAUGAAAGUUUGAGAGAUGAUGUUCGUAAACUUGAUCAGGAGUCUUCAACAUUAAUUUCUAGUUUGAAAGAGGAAGUAGAGUCUCUAAAGUCACAGUCUGAAAAUCUUCAAACAGACAUUGGUAAACUGCAAAGGACAAACAGUCUGUUGAUUGAAAAGAAUAAAAAAACUGGGAGUUCCUAUGAAAUCUGCCUUAAACAACUGUCAGCAUUGAAACACGAACUUGAGCAAAGUGAAUUCGCUGUUACUGAAUUACACAAGAAUCAAAAAGAAGAUGCUGAGAAAAUAUCUGUGUUAAAAAUAUCUGGAAAAGAAUCAAAAAUUUCUUUGGAUGAACAAGAAAUACUCAUAUUGGAACUGAAGGAUAAAUUGACCAUACUUGAGGACAAGGGUGCUAUUUCUUUACAUAACAAAUUAGGUGAAGUUAAUCAGUUGAAAUGCAGUUUAGAGGAAGAAAGAACCAGAUCUAAAUCACUACUGCUAGAAGUUAAUAGAAUGUCUGAAUUAAAUCAAGAAAUGCAUUCUGUCAUGGUAGAUCAAAAAACACAGCUUGGGAUUCUUGAUGGCCAGUUGUCUAUUACCACAGAUAAGCUAUCAUCACAACUGAGUGUUAUUGCCACUCUUACAAAUCAGGUAAACAAUUAUCAGGUAAAACUAGCUGACAAAGGUGCAAUUUUGACAGAGGUAACAAAUGAAAUGGAGCUUAUUGAGCAGACCUGUUAUGAACUAAGCCAGGAACUGACAGAUCUAAGACAAGAAAAGGAAAACCUCAUGAAUAGGCUAAAGUUGUUAGAAAAUGAGAAUAGAGAGAAAUCUACAACAUUAUCUGAGCUCAGAGAUAAGAUUGCGGAUUUAAAAUUGGAAAGAUGUGACAAAGAAGAAACUUACGUUCAGAAAAUAGAAUCUUUAAACAAUACCAUAGAAAAAUAUGAGGAAGACAAGACUAAGUUGAAAACAUUACUGGAGAAAGCAAAAUCAGAAAAUCAGUUACUUGAACAAGCCAAAGAAAUUAUUUUAGCAAAACUAAAUCAUAUUACUCAAGACAUCGAUAAAAUGCAGUCUAUUGUUGAUGAUACCAAUAAAAGCAAAGAAAAUCUCUCAUCCCAGCUUAUGAUGUUAGAACAACAACUCACAGAAGCUCAAACAGAAGAAGGGAAUAAAAACCAUGAAAUAGAGAUGUUGGUGAAGGAAUUGGAAGAAUUAAGAUUGUGUGAAAAAACCUUAAAAGAAAAAAUGGAAUUUUUGAAAUCAGAUCUCCAUACUUUUGAAAAUGAGAAAGAAAGACUUCUAUCUGAGAAUAAUUCUCUAGUUUCUUCUUUAAAAUUGAAAAUGACUGAAAUGGAUGAAGAAAAGCAGGACCUAGAACAAGUACUUAAGGAAAAGAACAUUGAGAUACAGUGCUUCAAAGAUACUAAGGAUCAGUUGACCUUCGAAUUACACAAAAAUCAAAGCAUUGUGAAAGAAAAAGAGGAUGUUCUACAAAGAUUUCAUUCCGAAUUCAGUGAAGCAGAGAAAGCAAACCAGGUGUCAAUGAGUCAAAUGGAUACCGAAAUCCAACAGUUGUCAGAAAAAAUAGAAGUAAAAACACUGAUAGAAGAACAAAUCAGGACUCAAUUGGAGUUAACUAUACAUGAAUUGGAGGAAGAAAAGAAAAUCAACACUCAAACUUUGGAAAAAUUAGUAGAAAGAGAAGAUCAACUUUCUAUCAUAGUUUCAGACAUGGAAGGGGUGAGGUCUGCUUUAGAUUCUAUGUCCUCAGCCAUGAUUCAUAAUUUACAUAAAUUUGUUAUCAUUCAAAGAGAAUCAGAAGAUAAAAGGUUAAAAGUUGAAGAAUAUGAAUCAACAAUGACCAAUAUUACCAUUAAGUGUAAAGAGCUUGAAGUAGAAAAGGAUGCUAAAAUUCAGGUUUUAAUUACUGAAAUAGAGGAUCUUGCAUCCAAAAAUCUAUCUCUACAGUCUUUAGUCAUCAGUAUUCAGGAAAAUCAAAAUGUUGACGAAGAGGAUUUGAUUAAAGAGAUUGAAAAAAAUAAGUUAUCUGAAGAUAACCUUAAUUCCAAAUUGGUGCAACAGCAGAUUAAGGAACAGGAAAGGAUUAAUAGCCUACAAACAGCUAUUAACGAGAAAGAUAUCCAGCAUAAGGCUUUGAUGGACACAAACUACGAUUUGAAGACUAGGAUGGAUGGAUUGAUUAAGAACCACAAAGACAUGACAGAUAUGUAUGAAAAUGAAAUUCAAGAUGCCAUUAGUAAACUGGAGCUAAAAAAUGAAGAAUUGAUAACCAUGGACCAGAAGUUAUCAGGCAUAACAGUUAGCUUCAGUAAUCAACUAGAUGAAGCCAAUCAAACAAAUUUGGAAAUGACAUCUUUAAUUACGAAACAGCAUCUCCAGCUUGACAUAUUUCAAGAAGCCUUAAAUGAAAAUCUUCAAAAAGAAGUAUCACUGUGUUCUGCUGUUGGAAAGGUUUUAAAAGAUUUCAUAAUCACAAAUCAAAAACUGGGGAAAGCUGAAGCAGAUCUUCAUGAAGCUAAAAUAAACUAUGAAUAUAUGUCACAACAGUUUCAUAAAUCCACUAUAGAGUUGCCAAAUGAACGAGAUUUCGUUAAAAGUGCCUUAGAUGAAGGGAACUCCAUAGCUGUAAAGCGUUAUGAUGAACUUUACGAGAAAUACCAAGCUGUCCAACUUCAUAUGCAAGAAAAAGAUUCUGUGUUAAAUGACCAUGCUCAGGAAUUACAGUGCCUCAGAAGAAAUGAAGUUGUAUUGAUUGAAGAGAAGAGCUUACUCAGUGAUGAUUUACAGAAGAUCAAAUCUGAGUUUGAAAAAAUUCAGUUACAGAGAAAUAGUUUAGAAAGUGAACUGGCAGCCUUAAAGUUUCAAGUCAAUACUGAUUCCAUGACCUACAAAGAAAUUCGAUUGACAACUGCUGGCAAAAUCGAAGAAUCUGAAAAUGUGAUUGAUUCCUUAAAGAAAAUGCUGGAAGAAAUGAAACAGUCAGUUGAAGGGAAGAACAAAGUCAUUGAUCAAUUAUCUUGUUUGAUGAAAGAAAAAGAGGAUAGUUUAAGUGUUUCUGGGAACUGGUUUAUUGAGUGUCAAACUAAAUUAACUGAGAGUGAAAGUGAAAAUAAACAAUUACAAGAGAAAAUAGCCUUGGCACUUGGCCAAAUUAACAAAUUAACUUAUAGGGAACAAAACUUAUAUAGUGAAUUAAACAAUAGUUCCGAAAAAAGUCAGCAUUAUUUAGAACAAAUAAACAAACUCACUGAAAUCGGUAAUACAAAUGCCCAUGAACUAGAUACCUUGAAAAGUAACAUGCAGUCAUUAAGUGAAGAAAAGGUUUAUUUAGAAGAACAGUUAAGUGACGCUUUACUUAAUCUUGAUGAUAUGAAAGAACAAAAUACCACUUUGAUGCAUACUUUGCAGGUUUCAAAGGAAGAAUUAUUUGAUCUACAAACAUCCAAAAAUCAACUACUUGAAUUAAAUUCCCUCAACGAAAAUCUUACCUCUCAAUUAACCCAUCUUGAAACACAAUUCAAACAUUUACAAGAACGUAGUUCACAAUAUGAAGAUAAAAUCAUCCAUCUAGAAGAAGAAAACUGUUCAUUGAAAGAAACAGUUAAAGCAGAUGACAUACAUGAACCUGUGAACAAUAAUCAAGCUGAUGGAAGGAGUGCUUCACUUGUAGAAACAGUAACUGCUGGAAAGGUUAUUACACUCCAAGCAGCUAACACAGUAAAUGAGGGAGGUAAAAUGCCAAAAAUUAACUUGAAGAAGGAUGCCAAAAUAUUGUCACAAUGCCGCAAGAUUCAAGAGUUAGAGUCCAAGCUGAUAUCAUCCAAGCAGACUGCAACAACAACAAGAUCAUUUGAGCAAAGUGUCAGCACUUCAUCAUUUGAUUCUAUAGAUUCUGUGACUUCUGAAGUUGUUAAAUUAAAGAAAAUGUUAAAAAAGAAAGAAGCCAGAAUCACCGUGUUAAAUAACCAACUGAGUGAGCUGCAAACAAAUCUCAUGGACCAACAACCUACUGAUAAUACUUUGCAACAAACAACUGACUUUUUACAACUAGAUGAUGCUAAUGCUAAGCUUUUUGUUGAACAGGAAAGAAGAGAUGUCUUGGAAAAGCAGUUAGCAAGUUUAUCAACAGAAAGAUCAGAUCUAGUCAUACAAUUAGAUGAAUUACCAGGUCUGCGAAGUAUGGUUCAAGAAAAUCAAACGGUUAUCAGUGACAUGAAGAAGCUGAACUCGCAGUUAGUUGCACAGAAUAAAGAAUUAAUGAAGUCAGUAGAUUCAGGACAAAAGACCGCAGAAACCGAUUUAGCAUUUAAUAAACACCUUAAAAAUAUGUUAAUUGAGAAAAGUUCUAAACUGGUCGAGAAAAUUGAAGAUACUGAUGAUGCUGCACAAAAACACUUGGAAACAGAGAAGAAAUAUUUACAACUCCUUGCUACAAAAGACAGUGAAAUAGAAUUAUUAAAGCAAGAAGUAAUGAAAAUGACACAAGCAGUGAUAGACAAAGAAUCCAGUACCCAAGCAAUUCAAUCAGAAAUUGACUACUAUAACCUACAUCUAUCAAAUUUGCAGCAAGAAAUAUUUAGCAAAGGUGAUGCGUAUGCUGAACAACUUACUAGUCUUAAUGGUGACAUAUUUACAUUUAUGAGAAAUCUCAUCAACAUACCAAAGAUAGUCAUAAAAGAAAUACCGGACAAUUUCCCUGAAAGUGCAGAUGUAGAAAUUAAAGACACAAAUCAUCUUAAAAGCAGAUUAUUGUCUUUGGAAGCUGAAAAUCAGCACUUAAAUGAGAUGGUACAGAAGUCUCAAAUCCAAUUGCAGUAUGAAAAAGAUCUUGCUCAGUCCAUGGCCACAAGGUACAAGGAAGAAGUCAAAGAGAUUUCAGAAUUAAGAACCCAGGUUUACAAAUUGCGCAAAAAAUCUGUGGAAGCUGAUACAAUAGAAGAAGAAGAUGAUGAAAGUUCAACUGUUGGCAGCACUGAACAAACAGGUCAAUAUGAAAGAGAGAAGAUUGCCAGAUUAACUGAAAAAUUACACCAAACUGAGGAACGUAUAGAAUUUAUAAUUGGUGAAAAGAAGGACUUAGAACUGGAACUUGAUGACCUUAUAGAUGAACUUCAUAGAAAAGAUGAUAUGCUCUUUCAGACAAAAGAAGAACUCAAUUCAAGUUGUAACUUCAUAGAUGAUUUGGAAGCAGAUAUAAGUUUGAGAGAUGAAGAAAUAUUAGCCUUGAAAGAUAUUAUGUCUAAAACACAAGCUGAUAUGUUUCAUAUGCGUGAGGAGCUUGACCAUAAGGAAAACCUUCUCGAAACAAUGUCUCCACUUCCACCUUUAAGGGCUCAAAGUUUGGAUGGUCUUGAUGAGGUCUCCAAACUGCAAAAGCUGCUGAAAAAGAAAGAUGCUAAAAUCCUGGUACUUAACAAGAAAGUAGAAACCCUAACAAGGCCACAAUCAAGUACAAACAUUCCAGAUAUGGUGGAUGGUAAAGAAGUUAGUCUAAAUUUACACAAAGAAGUAGAGUCACUUAAGAAACUUCUUGAAGAGAAAGACUUACAGGUUAGAAAACUUGAGUCCCAAAAAGCUUUAUUGGGAGAAGCAGCAAUACAAACUAGUGAAGUUGCCAAGUUACGGAAAUUAAUCAAGAUUCGGGAUGCUAAGAUAUUGGUGUUACGUAGAAAAUUAGAUGAAGUGACUUCCUCAGGUGACAACUCCCUAGGUACAUCAUCAACAACAGACUCAUUAGGGUUGGAAACAACCAGUUCAAGUAAUGUUGAUGCAUUGAGAAAUAUGUAUACCACUGACAUAUACCAAAAAGAUCAACAGAUACAGGAAAUGACAAAAUGCAUUGCAGACCUGCAAAGCAAUCUUAGUUAUCAUCAACAAACAUUGUUUGAAAAAGAAAAUGAGUUGGUAAUUGUUGUAAAUAAACUAAAGGAAGCAGAAAAAGCUCAUGCCUGCAUGACCACAGAACAGAGCAAUUUCAGUGACAUUCUUAGCCAAAAAGAUCAUGAAUUGGAUAUUUUAAACCAGAAAUGGAUAAUGGCUAAGCAGAAUUUGGAAGAGUCCUAUACCGAACAGGAUACCAGCUACAACCAUUAUCAACUCUUGGAAACAGAAAAAGUUGAAUUAGAAUCACAGAUAAUAGAAAUGAAAAAACAUCAUUGUGAAAUGUCUGCCUAUUCAGAAGGGCUGUGGAACGAACUUGGUGAAUUGAAAUUGACGUAUGAGACUCUGUUAUCUGAAAAAGAAGAUCUUGAAAUCCAAGUUGAGAACCUUACAAAAGAAAAUGAUGUUGCUAAAACUAAAUUGGAAACACUGCAAGACACCAUUAGAAUAUUAAGAGCCGAGAAGGAAAAAAAUGAUUUAGAACUCCAUCAAAUGAAAGAAGAUUAUGAAUAUGAAACCUCUGACAGCCAGUCGAAAGCAGAAAAAAUAAUAGAACUUGAAAAUCAGAUAAUAAAGAUUGAAGAGGAUUCCAACAACUUGAAGCAAGCUUUGUCAGAAAAAAAUGUUAUUAUCGAACAGUUAGUUGAUAAGAUGCACAAAGAGCAAGAGGAGAGAUACAACCUGUCAACGACCGAUCAACAGAAAAUAGAUAAACUUCAAACAGAGCUAGACCAUGCACUUUCCAAGAUGGAAGAUUUAACUGAAACAUGUUUUAUACAGAAAUCAAAUUUGGAGUCAAGUAAGCAUCUUCUUCAGGAUAAAGAAGUUCUAAUUGAGCAACUUCAACAUAAAGAAUUUGACACCCAAAGUAUAGCAGAUCUCCAGGAAGCUUUGGAUAAGAAAGAAACUCAUAUCAUUCAGCUGUCACAGGAAACUGAAUGCCUCCAACAAGUUCUUGACAUGAAACGAAGUGAAUUAGAUGAGUUAACAAAAAACUUUAGAGUAAUAGACCAAGAAAAUUUAAGUUUGAAAGUAGAAGGUCAGAGCACCGAGAAAGAAAUAUCUAGGCUGAAAUUGUGUAAUUAUGACUUAGAAUAUCAACUGGCCAACAUCAAUCAAGAACUGCAGCAGGCAAAGGAUACCCAGUUAGAGAAGGAUUGGACUCUCCAUGAUUCACAAAAAGAAAUUCAGUUAUUAAAGCAAGGAUUAUCAGCUGACCAGAAUUUAAAAGUAAUUCAACUACAAGAAGAGGUUGACAUGAAAGACGGACAGAUAGCAGCACAUAGCAUUCUACUAAACCAACUUCAAGCCAAUCUGCACUCUUUGAAUUCUACACUUCAAGAUAAAGAAAAUUCUAUCACCAUUCUUACUCAAGAGAAAGAAAAUAUUUUGAUGGAAAGCAAAGCUUGGAAAGAAAAUGGAGAACAUUUGAAUUCUAUCCUUAAACUUAAAGAUAAAGACAUCCAGGAUCUACACAAGAAAGUUAAUGAGAUGACAGAAUAUGAUAACGAAAUGGAAAGUGAAUUGAAAAACUUUUAUACAAAAGAACAAGAUUAUAUUAAAAAAACUCAGGAACAAUCUGAGCUGAUCAAAGAAUUGCAUUCCAAACUCGGUGAUGUUGAAUCUGAAAGAAAAUCCCAGCUAGACAUUAUAUCAAUCCUAAAUACACAAAUUUUGGACUUAAAUGAACAGUUGAAGUUAAAAGACAAUCCAUCCAAUUAUAGUAAGGAACUGUCCCAAUUACAAAAUAACCUGAAAAAAAGGGAUGCCAAGAUUUUGAAUUUAAAUAAAAAACUGAAAGAGACUCAAGAAAAGCUUGAUAGAGUCGAAAAGGAACUUGAUAGCAUCCAGUUAAAAAGUAGGACAGAAACCAAAGAAGCCUUUGUUCAUGAGCCUUUAAUGGAUAUGAAAGUUACUGAAGAACUAAUGGUAGGCACUGAAAAUAUGGAAACAGCUGCUAAUCCAAAACUGUAUAAUGAAGCCUGGCAGUCUCAUCUACAUGAAGAGCAGAUAUCACUAAUGAAAGUGCAGAUUAAGGACCUUAAAACAGAAGUUGAAAAAGCCAAAGCAACGCUUGAUGUGAGAAAUGGGCAGGUUCAAGAACUGAAUGUCUUGAGAACCAAUCUGACAAGCAGUGCUCAAAAUGAUAUUACUAGGUUACAUGAUGAGAUUAAAACUUUAAAUGAAGCUACUAUGCAUAACAAUCAGAAGAUGGAGUCCAUGUCCCAGGCUUAUGAUCAUCUACAGAAUGAAGUUCAUUCUUACCAAAUAGAUAUUGAAAACAAAAGCAGUCAAAUUCAAGAUCUCACAACAUCAAUCUUACAGAAAGAACAAAAUGUUCAACAACUAACUGAGACUAUAACAGAGAUGAACUCACAAAUACAAAAUUAUGUCCAAUCCUCACAAGAACAGUUGAAGUAUAAAGAUGAGGACCAAACUGUAUGGUCAGACCGAAUUGCAUUCUUAGAAAAACAAAACAAAAGCCUUUCAGAACAGCUUCAAGACCAGGAAAACAGUAAAGUUACAAUUGAAGAAAAAAUGAUUCAUCUUAUGCAGGAAAUUACAGUUUAUCAGGAUUCCUUGUCUUCCUUACAAUCUCAACUUAUACAAUCAUCAGGUGAACUGGAUAAAUCUAAAGAAUUACAACAGGAACACCAGCUUAAGAUUGGAGCACUUGAAAAAUCCCUGCAGACUACUUUAUCAGACCAGGAAUCUGAAAAGUCCCUUAAAGAGAGUCUUCAAUCUCAGUUAGAUUCUGCAAAUAGGAAGCUUGAAGCUGAAUCAGAAAAAUCUAAGGAACUCCUAGAAUACCCUCUCAAAGCUGAAACUCUUGAGCAGUCAUUGCAGAUAUCUUUAUCUGUCCAAGAAACUCAAAGGUCUGAAAUAGAAAGUCUUCAUUCACAGUUAAACACUACCAACAAUAUACUUGAGCAACUUCAAGGAAAUUCAUCAGAAAAAGAGAAAGAAAUGUUAGACAUGAUACAGCUGUUAAAUCAACAAUUACAAACGAAUGCAGGUGAAUUGAUAGAAAUUCAAUCCAGACUUGACGAGUCACAAAAGUCUCUACGGGAAUCAGUUGUAGCAAUUAAAAAGAAAGAUGACAAAAUAUUAUCACUGCUUGGAAAUUUUCAGGAAAUGGAAGAUCGAUUAACCCAGCUUUCUGAUGUGGAUGAGCAGAUGGGUUUGAUCACUCAAGAACUCAAUGGUGCAAAGAUGGAACUUGAAAAUAAAACGAAACAACUUGAAGAAAAAACUCUUACCUUGAAAAAAGCUAUAGCAACUGUUAAAAAACUCAAAUCCCAACUAAAAAAUUCUGAGGAAAAAAUAGCAGAAAUGGAAAAUUCUUUAAGUGCAGAAAAUCAAAAUAAUGAGCAACUUGAAUUAGGUGUAGAACAGACAGUGACAGAACUUGAAGAACAGCGAUUGUCAUUGAAGAGUUUGAAAGAAACAACUGAAUCAUCAGGAUGCGAAGAUAUAGGUGAAGUACAAAAACAGUUACAGUCCUAUGCUGAAUAUUGUCAGCAGUUGCAAGAACAGGUUCAGCAACUUACAGAUGCUACGUACACCUCAGAACAGCAGUUAAAAGAGAAACAAACUGAAAUAGAUGUGCUAAAAGGCGAAUCAACAAACUUAAAAUUAGAGAUCCAGGAACUGAAAUUGGUGUAUGAAAGAUUACAGGCAGAUAUGUCUGUACAGAAAAAAGUUGAAGAAGGUUAUAACUCAACUUUAUACCAGAAAGAUGAGUAUAUCAAAGAGCUGAAGAAACAAGUUGAACAGAUAGAUUCUGGAUAUAAAACUCUUCAAGAGCAGUAUUCUGAGAAAGAAGAAUAUCAGCUUGAAUUAACUAGCGAAAAAGAGAGGAUGGUGAUAUUAAGCAACGAGUCAGUCGAUGCAAAACUGCAGGAAGUUGAGAAGUUGAAUGAUCAUAUAAACAAACUUCAGCAAGAGCAAGAUGCUCAGGAAAAAGAAAAGCAAGAGAUGUCACAUAAAUUGGAAAUGGCUUAUCUAGAUCUGCAAAGGCUACAAAACAUCCAUGAUAAAGAUUUUCAAGAAAACAAUGAUUUGGAGAUUAAAUUGCAAGAUUUAGAAAAUGAAAUAAAACAAAUCCAAACAGCGAAAGAUGAAGAAAUUAGUGUCUAUGUUGAAAGCUUAAACACUUUACAACAAAAACUUAUUGAGAAGGAGGAGCUGUUACAAGGGACAGUGAAGAAGCUUAAAGACACAAUGCAAGCAGCGGGUUCUGAUGGCACAGAGCUCAAAACAAAGACCAUUGACUAUGAAAAUCGUAUUACAUCCUUAAUGGAAGAAAAUAAGUUAUUGAAAUCAGAAAUUGAAAAUAAUGAACAGAUUCAAUCGUUAGGGCAAGUAACAGCUUUAGAAGAUGUUGAGGUCAUCAAAGAAGAUAACUCCCGAUUAAAACAGUCUCUUACAGAAACAACCAUGGAAUAUGAAAGUUUGAAAUUAAAGUAUGAAGAAAUUGAUUUUGAGAAGUCGAGAGUUGAAAAGUUGAAUAGUCAGUUACAAGAGGAGAAAACUUUGAUCAAAGAAGAGUUUCAGAUGCAACUGGAAAUAGUAGAAAAUUUACAACAUUUGUUAAAGGAAACCCAAAUUUCCACAGAAGAAUGGCAGACACAGAAUAAUCAGUUAACAUCCAGUUUAGAAGAAUUGAAGGCUGAGAAGGUAACAUUGAGCACUGAGAUUGAAACUUUACAAGGACAGUGUGAAGGACUGGAACAGAUCAUUGCAACAGCUAGACUUCAUGAAACAGAAAUACAGGAUAGACUUUCUCAAUAUCUGACAGAAAUAGAAAAAUUAACUAAUCAUGGCAAAUUGCUUCAAGAGAAGAUUGAUGAAUUGGAGGCUUGUAAAAACCCAAAUGCAAAAGAACAGCAGAAAGAAAUUAAUUAUGUUGAAAGGAUUGAAUCUCCAAUGGUUCGAGAAAGGUUACAGCAGACUACUGCUCCUGUUGUAGUCUCUUCUCCAUCUGACACAUGGUCUGAGAAGUUAAAAAAAUCAGAAGCUAAAUGUGCUGCUUUAGAAGAUGAAAAUAGGCAUGUGAAGGGUAAGCUACAAAUUGCUGAAGUCAAGUGCGAAAAAAUGCUACAUAAACUGAAGGCCUUUAAGGAUAAAAAUGAUAAAUUGAUGUUGGAAAUUGAAUCCUUGAAAAACAGCCAGCCAUUAUCUGGAACAUUUGAUGAAGUCAAAGAAAAACUUAAAAGAAAAGAAGAAGAAUACAAUAUUAUUCUAAAUGAGAAUUCGGCGCUCAAGAUAUCAGCAGAAGAUCUGAACAGGCAAAUUAAUACUUUACAGCAGACCUUUGAUACCAGAUCAGCAUAUACUGAAGAAUCCUUGAUGAUAGAAAAGGAACAUUCAGAACAGCAUACUCAAACCCUUCAAGCUAAAAUACAUGAAAUGAAUACCACCAACGAGGAACUGUUAAGAGAAAAUUCAUAUCUUAAAAACACACUGGAAACAGCUGAUAAAGAACUAAUGGCAAUGCAGAAGAAUAACAAAGAAUUGCUGGUUCAGAAUGAAACAUUUUUGUUGAAUAACGAAACUCUGAACCACAAAUUAAAAGAUCAAGUAGAUAUGAUAGAAGCUUUAAAAGGUAAACUUCAGCAAGCAAAAGAUGAACUUGACAGAUCAGAAGCCAUUCGAUCUGAAUUAACAGAACAGAAAUCUCUCGUUGAUCAGUCGAUAACUGAAUUGAAUGAAAGUUACUUCAAUGAUUCUCAAACAUUGAGAAAUAAACUUGAAAGUCUUCACCAGCAUUAUGGCAUGUUGGAAACAGAUAAUCAGGAAUUUCUGAUAUUGACUGAUGAACUAAGGGAAGCUGUUAGAAAUCUGAAGAGAGAGAAUGAAGAAAAAACUUUCCUGCUUAGCAAAUUACAAGAAGACUCUUUGGAGAAAAGUGUAUCAAAUACCAAAGGGAUGGAAAUGCAGAUACAUCUGUUAGAAAGAGAUAGGGAUGAACUUAUAAAAGAAAUUCAGACAACUAGGGUUCAGUUAGAUCAAGUUAAAGAAGAAAGAAAUGAAUUAGCCCAAGAGGUUGAAAAAUUCAGAACUCAAGUGAAAGAUCAAGAAAAGGUGCAUAGUCGAAUUGUAGAACUGGAAUCUGAAAGAGAUGAACUUAUGGAAGAGAUGGAAGGGCUUAGAGAAGAUAUGUUAGUGUCAAGAAGAGGAAAACAGACCAGCAAGGAAGAAAUUGAAGGUCUAAAAAGAAAAAUUGAAUCUCUUGAAACAGAAAGGGAUGCAAUUGGAACCUACCAAACAGAAAUGAAGUCACUUUAUUCUGAAAAUCAAAAUCUUAAAGAACGAAUUGAUGGUUUAAACUGGAAACUUGAAGAAUCGUCGGCAUUUGAAGAAGAACUUGAAGAAGUCCAAGCCCAACUCAUGAACUUGCAAAAGGAAAAGGCAGCUGAACAGACUACUUCAUUUGAAUCUAUGUCAUUAAAGACUCAAGAAUCAGAAAAUCUGUGUCAAGAAAUCGAGUUGAUGCGUGUUGAUUUAGAGAAGAGAGAUAUCCUUAUAGAAAACCUGAAAUCCGAAGUUGAUGAAAUGCAUGACAAGAUUCAAGUUUUAUUAGAAAUUGAAAAUCAAAAUAAAGCACUCCAUGUUGAAUUGAAACAAUCAAGAUUAAUGGUGGACAAUCUGAAAUCUGAAAAAAAUGAAAUGCAUGACAAGUGUCAAGUGUUAACAGAAGUUGAAAAUCAAAAUAAAGCACUCCAAGGUCAAUUAGAACAAUCCAUAUUAAUGGUGGAAAAUUUGAAAUCUGAGAUGGUUGAAAAGCAUGGUAUGCGCCAAGUUUUAACAGAAGUUGAGAGUCAAAAUAAAACACUCAAUUUUGAAUUAGAACAAUCAAGAUUAACCGUGGACAAAUGUAAUAGACAGAUAGGAGAGCUGAGCAUUAGACUCCAGUCUUUGGAUACUCUAGAGGUAGAGUUCAGUGAGUUAAAUGAACAGUACAACAAAUCACUCAAUGACAAUAACAACAUGGCCAAACAAAUAGAAGAGCUCCAUGACCAACUCCAGCAAAUGAAUAGCAUGGAAAAAGAGAUUAGCCUUACAGUUGAACAAAAAGACCAUUUUGCACGAGAAAAAGAUACUCUACAACAACGUGUUAAUGAUUUAGAAAGUUUGGGUAGUAGUGUAACUGAUGAAAAUGCUCAAUUGAAACAAGAACUGGCAGAAGUGAAAAGUUCCGUCCAACAGCUAACUUUUGAGGCCAAGUCAUUGAAGUCCCAGUUAGAGAUUGCUUCUUCUAGCGGAGAUCAAAUGAGUAAAUUCCAGUCGGAGUAUGAUGAAUUACUACAACAGUUUAACCAGGCUAUAGAACAGAAGAAUAAAUCAUUAGUAGACUUGAAUCAAGCACACUAUAAUCAUGAAAGACGAGAACAAAGAUGUCAACAACUUGCCAUGCAGGUGAGCCAGUUAGCAGAAGAUCGAAGUUACCUCAAUGAUCAAUUAGGACAUUUGUCAAAAGCUCUUAGAGAGAAAGAAAGUGAAUGGAAUACAAUGAAAACUCAAUAUAGAACACUUUACCAAACACAUAUGUCUACACAGAUGAAGGUUGUUGAUUUAGAGAAAAAAGUUGUGACAGAGACAUUCCAGAAAGCUCAUUCUUCGCCUACAACGACUGUACCAGGUCGUGUUAUACCAGAUCAGUCACAGAUUGAAGAAUACAAACAACGGUUUGAAAUGAGCGAAAGAUUAAAAGAAGAAGCAGUACAGACUAAAAAUGAACUACAGAAAAGAUUACAAGCUGAGGAAAAAAGAAGCGAAGAAAUAGAGAAAACUCUACGUGAAGCACAAGAUCAGUUAUUAUUACAUGCCAGUAAACCAUUAUCACCAGAGGUGAGAUUACAGAUAGAAGAAGAUGAAAAUGAGUCUAGAAUAAGAGAAUAUAAUCCUAUGUUGACACGUCAUGGUAUGGGAUAUUGUCGUAGAUUACAAAGAUGGAUGAAAGUUAAAAAGCAAUACUUCUCAUUUUCCAGCCGACAGCUUACCAGAAUUAUGCGGUUCAGACCAGGUAUACGCAAGUGUUUGUGGGCCUAUUUUGUUCUCGUACAUAUCCUCAUAGUAGCAUGCUUUACUGGUUUUAUAUAAAGUUAUAGAAGAAUAUGUGGUACCCUGUGUGAUGUGCUAAAAUAAUAGACGAGGCCUGGUGAAGAUGUGGAAAUAGCUUUGAUAAUUAAACUCCAAUUACAUUGUGAUAGAAAUUUCUUUUCUACAUAUUUAAUGUGUUGCCAGUGUGGUCAGAUAUGUUAGCUGGACAAAAUUAAUUGUAUCAGAGAAUCUUGUUCAUUAUUAUUGUGAAAUGAAGUAAUUUUUUUUGUGGAAAAAAUGAUUGCAUUCUUAAAAUAAAUAAAAGAAUGUAGAUUGUUAUAUUUAUGUUAGUGAUUAUGUAAAACAAUUGUAUUGUGUCAUCAGUUGAAUGAAAUGACUUCGAUAUGUUUUGAUUUGGGCUUACAGGAGCACAUGUAGAUAACACAAAAUAAUUCCAUUAGCAAAAUAAUACUUUCUAUCAGUUAAAAAAAAAUUUGACGUGAUAGAUUACAAAUUUUAUCCUAAUGUGUUUCUCUAAUGUACAUGUAUGAUUGUUUUUUAAUGAUGUGUAUAUGAUAGAUUUUAUUGUAAUUUAAAAUUUAUUUUAACCAAGUAAAAAUUUAUGAAAUAUAGAUGUAAUAUAUUUGAUUAUCUGUGUUAUUUGUAAACUUAUUUGAUUUAUUUUUGUGGUGUUCUUUCAUGUUUAGUUCAUAUCGAAGAGAAUAAUGUGGGAUAUUUCACUUCACAAUUCUCACAUUCCAUGUUUAGAUAUAUGUACAUAAUAAUUACUGUAAGUAUGCAUAAUAAUUAAGAUCCUAUAUUUAUAAAACAUAGUUUAAAUAUAAUUGAACACUGGAUACUAGUAGUUAAAUAUGUAAAAUAACAAUAAUAUAUAUAUAUCUGUAUAUUUUUUUUUUUCAUAUUAUGUAUGAAUCAAAAAUGCAAUUAAGGUAAAAGGGAUAUGAAUCUAGAUAUUUGUACUGAGCAUUUAAAGGAGAGCUUGUUGGUAUAUUUUCAUCCAUACACUACUAUUAUGUGCUAAUGUACAUCUGAACAGCUUUAUUUAAAGAUUUUGUAGGUAUACAUGUAGCCUUGUGGCUUGUACACACAAAUAUCACAGCCUAUUGUUAUGUAUAUAUGUGAUAGAAUGUGAAGCCUGCUUUGAUUAUACAUAUAUAAUUCAUUCAGCUUUACUCUUAAAGAUACAUUAUGGGAGAUUAGAUAACGAGUUGGCAGUUCUCACUAUAAUAGUUAAAAACUAGAUAAUGUAAAGGCAAUUUGCUGAAAAUUAAUUGAUCCACUAUAAACCGUGAAUUAAGCGAUUAAAAUUUCCGCCUAGCCUUGAACGUCAUUACUAAAGUCAGUAUGAUAAACAGCAUUGUCUCGAUUAUCCAUUUAAUCAUUAAAUCGUGAAGGAAAGUUAUGCAGUAAAUCAGCUCAUAAUCCACUAAAGAUCGCAGGCUAGCGAUGCCAUCUAGAUUUGAUUAUGGUCUGGAUAGGUUAAUUAAUGUCUAAUUAAUAAUUUAAAUAACAUUUCAGGCCUAAAGAAAGACCUGCAAUAGACAGAUUUAGCUCUUGCAUAAUGUAUUUUUAAAUAGUUGCCUGAAUGUUUUGGUUGUUAAUGAAUAUAAUGUUAUUGUAUAUAAAGAGGAAUAUUAUUUUAUCAUAAAUUAAUGAAGGCUAUGUAUUAAAUUCAAUUAUUAAAAAUAUGCAAACCAGAA
Molecule: messenger RNA, 25753 nt
Organism: Patella vulgata (common limpet)
Lineage: Eukaryota; Metazoa; Mollusca; Gastropoda; Patellidae
Product: repetitive organellar protein
Exons: 20
Coding region: 159-24092 (7977 amino acids)
Cellular component (GO): Golgi apparatus
Source: RefSeq, a predicted model, not a curated record